GCUUUAAAACGGAGUUCACUUCCUCUUCUAGUUCACUUUAGAGAAGCAACGUUAGACACCACAGCUUUUUCUUCCGCAGAGCACAAAUGGACAACAGGGUUCAAGGUGGUAAAGCGUUUGGCCAGCUCAAGUCUCACCAAGAAGAAAAACUGAAUGCCAUCAAUGAGGCUUUUCUGUCCGAUGAGCAGUAUGCAGAAGUGGAGGACCUGGCCUCAAAGCUUGACAUGUUUAAACAGAAAUACAUGGAGUUUGAUCUUAACGACAAGGGUGAUAUAGACAUGAUGGGCUUAAAGCGAAUGCUGGAGAAACUGGGAUUGGCUAAAACUCACUUGGAGUUGAAAAAGAUGAUGUCGGAAGUGGUUGGAGGAACGUCCAAAGAAACCAUCAGUUAUGCUGAUUUCCUAGAUAUGAUGCUAGGAAAAAGACAUGCCAUUUUGAAAUUGAUUUUGAUGUUCGAAGGCAAGAGCAAAGAGGAGAAGAGGCCCGAAGGACCAGCUCCCCCCAAAACCUUCUCACAAUUACCUUGAAGGACCUUACGAUCGAAUCCCGGAACUUAUCAUGUUACACAAAUUGUUAUGGAUGGACCUUGUAACUGAUUGAUUUAGUCAACUGUGUUGGUGAAAAAUCUUGUAUGAAAGAGAAGGAGUGCACUACUGUUCUUGAACUGGCAGAGACACUGUUAAUUCCAGUCAACUAGUUUGAGCUGUAAAUCUAAUGAUGUCAGAUAGGGCCUACAUCACUGCAAUCCUACGCAAUGUAAACAUCAUUCUACUCGAUGCCAGUCGUUUUUUAAAAAGGACACAUUUUUUGCUGUCAAACUGUUUAAUCUCGUUAAAAUAUUUGAAAAUUAUGCAACAAUUGUAGAUUUGUCACCCAUUAUACCGUAUACACUUCUUCCUCUAUUACUUGUCUUCUUAUCUAAUUGUAGCUAUAUGUAUAUGUGUAAAAGGAAUUCUAAACAUCUACAUAUUACUCUAAUCCUUAGGAACCAAUAAAGAUGUUUUUGUUCACGUUUGAGAUGAAUGGUUGGAUUAAAAAAAAACAAUUUGAGCCA
This is a messenger RNA of Corythoichthys intestinalis (scribbled pipefish), 1054 nucleotides long. RefSeq names its product allograft inflammatory factor 1-like. The record is from RefSeq and is a predicted model, not a curated record. Gene Ontology annotation, biological process: ruffle assembly; actin filament bundle assembly. Lineage: Eukaryota; Metazoa; Chordata; Actinopteri; Syngnathiformes; Syngnathidae. Gene Ontology annotation, cellular component: actin filament; ruffle membrane. Gene Ontology annotation, molecular function: actin filament binding; calcium ion binding. The transcript is spliced from 6 exons. Bases 87 to 527 code for a protein of 146 amino acids.